Molecule: messenger RNA, 1824 nt
Organism: Populus trichocarpa (black cottonwood)
Lineage: Eukaryota; Viridiplantae; Streptophyta; Magnoliopsida; Malpighiales; Salicaceae
Exons: 3
Coding region: 90-746 (218 amino acids)
Cellular component (GO): plasma membrane
Source: RefSeq, a predicted model, not a curated record
AAGAGCAAACGACCAAACCCGACACCCACAACUCACUUUCCUCGCCAAAAUUCUUUCCCCCUCUCCUCCCCCUCUCCACAGCACCGCUCAUGGCUCCUCCCAAGAGUACUGAACCACCACUAUCGCCAACUCAUUGCUAUGCUCAAAUACCAUGUCAGCAUGAAGAAGGGUGUGUUGUGUUACCUUUUCACCGCCACCCCACCACUCCGUUCUGCCGCCGAUGGCCAAUGAUAACUACCGUGUUCCUCCUCCUCCUCCUCCUUUCAGCACUUGUCUAUGUUUUUUGGCCGUCCGAUCCCAUGAUCAAGGUCGUAGGGCUGCGCCUAGACAAGAUACGCAUACACACCUUGCCCAUAAUUAAUAUUGAUCUAUCUUUGUAUGUUACUUUAAGAGUACGCAACGUCGAUGUGUAUUCCAUGGAUUUUAGAAGCCUUGAUGUUGCUGUAAGGUACAAAGGGAAGAGACUGGGUCACGUGAGAUCCGAUCAUGGACACGUGAGGGCACUAGGAUCAUCCUACGUGGAUGCUGAAAUAGAUUUAAGGGGGAUCAGUGUUUUGUCCGGCGUGGUGUCCUUGCUUGAGGACUUGGGUAGGGGUACGGUCCCGUUUGAUACUGUCACUGAGGUUUCAGGCAAGCUUGGUUUGUUGUUCUUCGGGUUCCCUUUGAAGGCAAGAGUGUCCUGUGAAGUUCUGGUAAAUACACACAAUCAGACAAUUGUUCGUCAAACUUGUUACCCUGAGAGAUGAACUUGAAGCGCUUGCGGGCGCCGCUGCUGCAGCAUAAGCUAAAAGAUUCGUUGGGUGCACUUUUAAGACUCUCCAUGCACAGGAAAGCUAGAGCAAGUGGAAUUUUAUGCACACAUCAGAUGUGAUAACUAUGAGCAUGCACUGUUUCUCUCUUGCCAGUAUGUAUUUUUACCUUGAGAAUCAUUCAUUGGGCCACAUAAUAUAUGUAUAUACUAGAUAGGGUCCCCGCCGCGGGCUUCUUUAUUUUUUUUUUUUAAUGAAAUGGGAAAAAAAUGUAUUUUAACACGAAAGUCUUUGAGUGUGCAUGAAUCGAUCAUAGGUAAACUGCUAUUGAAGGUAAAAGUCAGUAAAUUUUGCUUUCAAGUUUUGAGAGGCUGUCUACAUGGCUUGUAUACAAACAUCAAAAACAGGAUGGAAGAGCAAAAAAGCUAUGCCUGGGUUUUCUGCAACAAAGGGCCUUGUCGUUGAUAUCAGCAAGUCCAAAGCCAUGAAGAAAGCAAAAUGUAGUAGUAUGGCAAGUAGUAGUGGAAAUUGGAGCAUAGUAACUAUGCAUGGUUUAGCAGCCAAUACAAAAUAAAUUUAAGACUUGUGCAUGAAGGUCUCGAAUGCAAGAGAUGCUGGAAAGCAAGUAAACCUGCAAUCACAGAACAAUGAAAAGAGACAUUAGAACAGCAUAUAUAGGCACUGACAGUAGAAAAAGUUUUCUGGGAAGGUUGCUUGAUCAUUGCAAAGAAAGAAGUAUGUAAAUUGAGUUAGAGGUUCAGCAAUAAGGUCCUUACGCUCAGCACAGCAAGUUUUCUGGGAGGCUCGCUGCCUUUUUGUGUGAGGAGAAGCAUCUUGAGUAUCUGGAGCCGAAUCUUGGAUCUCAAGCUCAUCAUCAACACCUGGAUUAUUGGCGUAGGAUGAACCAACAUGGCUGUGCGAAAGUAAACUGGAACAUUGAAGAGAAAAAAACAUACAGUGAUGAACAAAAAACAGAGAACUUGUAUGCUUGUCAUGCAUGUAAUAAAACAAAAGCAGAUAACAUUAAAGAAAUGAAAACAAAAUGUGUCAAUAAAGCUUGGAUCUAGUGUGUAAA